Molecule: messenger RNA, 1558 nt
Organism: Saccostrea echinata
Lineage: Eukaryota; Metazoa; Mollusca; Bivalvia; Ostreida; Ostreidae
Product: homeobox even-skipped homolog protein 1-like
Exons: 3
Coding region: 332-1273 (313 amino acids)
Biological process (GO): regulation of transcription by RNA polymerase II
Cellular component (GO): nucleus
Molecular function (GO): RNA polymerase II cis-regulatory region sequence-specific DNA binding; DNA-binding transcription factor activity, RNA polymerase II-specific
Source: RefSeq, a predicted model, not a curated record
UUCCUCUUUGAUUUAUGGAGGUAAUUACUCUAUCAAUGAAUAUGUUUAGGUUUUCACGGCUGAUUACCUGGGAAAAUGCUGUCUAUAAGAGAGUCAUCAUGAAACAUUAAGAUCAGAGCAAAGACUCGCCUCAUUGAGAAAGGAACUAACUAUCCCAAACUCCUAGAUCCAAUUCAUUUGGUGACAUUAAUGUGCAUAUUAUAGCCUGCUUGUAUCUGAUAAUCCACAAGAAUAGCAAUCAGAGACUCUUGUUUUUGUGAAAUUAUCCUAAUUGUUGACAAGCAGAUUUGUGAUUUUGUCGAAUUUUUAUUACAAACACCGAAAUUUCAUCAUGCAAGGAUCGCUGCCUUCAUCCCCCAACCAGAGCCUGAGUGAUUCCUCGGGAACGGAGGAAAAUUUGAAGAACAUGUCGGACGACAGUACAAAGCUGGAGAAGUCAUUAGAAAAUUUCCCGGAAUCUCCCCGCUCCGAGUGCUCCGAUUCCAGCUCCGGGGUAGACACACCUGACAAACGCUUCUCAGGAAAAUGGAAAGAGAGCGCACAAGAAAGGGAUAUUCGCCGAUACAGGACAGCUUUCUCCAAAGAGCAGCUCAACAGAUUAGAAAAGGAAUUCCUGAAGGAGAAUUACGUCUCGCGCCCAAAGAGAUGCGAACUUGCUGCUCAGCUCAACCUUUCUGAAAGCACAAUAAAGGUCUGGUUCCAAAACCGCCGUAUGAAGGACAAACGUCAAAGAAUGGCCUUGACCUGGCCCUAUGGAAUCCCCCCCGAUCCCCAGCUGUACGCUUAUCUUGCCGCUGCCGCUGCCUCCUACCCUUACGGAGUUCCUAGUGCUACUUCUCUCCCCUACCCAUCGCUGGGGCUUCACGGACUUCCGUCCUCCGCUGGUUCAGCAUUUACUCCACUCUCAGUCCCCAGUCCUUUACCAUCUCGUCUCGAUAUGCUGAACUCCCUUGCACACAGCAGUAGUCCACUUCACCGUCUACCAGGCUUAGAUGCUCUCCCUCAGAUCUCAUCUCCACCCACGGGACUCCACAUGCCACCCAGGAUGCACUUUCCAUGGAUGGAACACAACCCUGCUGUUUGUGGAGCAUCUUCUGGAAAACCCUGCACCUGCACCCCUCCCGUAUCUCUCGGACUGUCCACCUCCUCCAUUUCCUCGCCAAUGUCGGGUCUCUUUCCACCUCCACCAUUUACGUCAUCUCCACUUCGCACCUCUCCACUGAGCUCGGCGCAACACCCUCUUCUACAGAAGGCUGACCUAGAAAGGUCAUGAGGUCACAUGAACUGAUACACAUUUUAUAGUUUGAAUGUCGGGUGCGUGAGAGAAUGAGAAACUAAAUAACGAAUAAAUGGUCUAUAAAUGAUAAGAAUGAAAGAGAGCAAUUUGAAUACUCAUGAUUAAUGUACGUUUUAUAUUGCCAAUGAUCUUUUAGCAAAUCCAUGUAAAUAUAACCUUACCUUUUAUAGGCAGUCCUCGGUGUCGCCUUGUUGCAGCAGACACAAAAUAGAAUUUGUCACGUGAUCCUUUGUUGUAUUUAUAUAUUUGAAAUGUUGUUGA